AUGAAUCCAACAAGACAGGAGGGUAAAGAACUACAACUGAAUGCUUAUGAUAGGACAAGAACAACUCAAAUAAAAAAGAAUAAGCGUCUACGAAUUGAAGCCAGCAUGAAGCAUAUUGUGCCAAAUAUUUCUUGUGACAUUUGUCAUGAUGUUGUGACCAAUUCCGUGAUGACUAAGAAAUGUGGUCAUCGCUUUUGCGAUCAAUGCAUUUUGCUAUGUCUGAUGCGAGCUGGAAGUACUUGUCCUGCAUGCCGCUCUAAUCUCAAUUCGAAACGUGAACUGAAACAAGAUCCUCGGUUUGAUACUAUAAUCUCAAAGCUUCUGCGACAUCGCUCCCAACUUUAUCUUUUCCUUCGAAAAAAGCGCUUAUGCGUGAGGCCGAGACAACGCGUUUAUGACUGCUAUCUGGAUAUGAUCAAAGAUCAUGCGGAUUAUGUAGAUUGUAGCAGCCAAAUGCCAGAUCCGUCUAACUUGGUUGAAGAAGAUUACGAUAGUGAUGAUGAAGAAAGUGAUUCUUCCGAUUUGUCUGAAAGUGUAAAUGAAGAAGAUGAUGAGGACGAAAUGGAAGACGACGAAGAAAACGAAGAAGAAGAUGAAGAAGAGGAUGAAGAAAAUGAGGAUGAAGAAGAUGAAGAGGAUGAAGCUAAUAAUGAAGUCUCAUCCAACAAAAGAAAUGAGAAAAGUCCUUCUGUUGAAGAGGAAGAUGAAACUGAGGACGAAGAAGACGAAGAUGAUGAUGAAGGAAAAGAGAAAGCUAAAAUACACAAACAAAAAAAUUCUCCAAUAAAACCUCGAGUGACAAGAUCUAUUGCCCGGAAAGAAGGACGUAGGGUUAAUGUCGAAGUUAUUGAGGACGAAGACGAAGACGGUGACGAAGCUGAUGAAGAAAUGGAGAAAGAGCGAGAAGUUGAAUCGGUUGAUGCCAAAAGAAAUACGAAACUGGAUGAGGUUAAGCCCAGGCCGAUUCGCGAAAAGUCUAAAUCUAUCGAUAGCGGAAAUGAGAAGGAUGAGGCUUCUGAAAUUGAUGAAAUGGAAUGUGAAGAUGAAGAACAAGAUGAGGUUGAAAAUGAAGAACAGGAAAGCGAAGAGGACGAGGACGAGGAAGACGAAGAAGAAGAAAAUGAGGAUGAAGACGAUGAAGACGAUGAGGAGUAUACGGGCACAGAAGAAGAAAAGAGAGCUUACUAUUUGCAACGGUUGGAACGCCAACAAUUCGAUCUGGAGCGUUUCAUCCUGCCAGGCUUUAGAUCUGGAGCGAUAACCGAUGACCGCUUCAAAAACUUUAUGGAAGAAUAUCUUGAAUAUAUUGAUAUUUUGAAGUAUGGUGAAGGAAAAAUUAUCAGUGACGCCGAAGACAGUGAGAAUGAGGAGGUUGGCAAGGAGACUGACAGUGAAGAUGAGAAAGAAGGCGAUAAUGAAAAUGAUGCUCGAAAGAAGAAGGGUGAAAAUGUGGAUCAGAAUAAGGGGAUGGACCCCAAAAAUCCGCAGGAAGGCGAAGAAAAAUCUGGUGGCAGUAAUAAGGAAUUAUUGGCUGAUGACAUAUCGGAUGAAGAAGUUGAUGACGAAGAAGAUGCCGACAAUAAUGAAGAUAUUGAUUUCCAUAGAUAUUUGAAUUAUCAAGCAGUUCCUCGAUUUGAUUUGUGUGAACUCUUCUCACUUCAAAAAAUUGGCAGACACAACGAAUUCGAUUAUGAUCCGGAAGUUAUGGCAGAGUUUGAGCAAUACCCGCGUCACGUUGAAAACGAUUCCGAAAACGAUAGCGAUGAGGAAAAAAUAGACGACAAAGAAGAAAGUAAUUGUGUGGUCCCAAUCGAUGUCGAUGAGGAAGACAAGAACGGACAAGAACAAGAAAUAGCCGGAGAUGUGAAAGACCAGAGUGAGGAAAACAAUGAAGAGGAUGAUGCUGAUGCUAAAGACCAAAAAAAUGAUCGAUUCGAAGAAUACCAUUAUGAAACCGAAGAGGAACUUGAUUUGGAAGACAUCGUUUCCACAGAAGAAGACGGUGAAGAGUCAAAUUCUGAAAUGAAAGAUGUGCCAACAUCAAAUUCUCAAGAUCCGAAAGCAAGCAAUGAACGCGAAUUAUUGAAGGCAGUUUCCGGAUCGGAAAGAAUAUUGGAAGAAAACAAGGAAAGAUCUAAUGAAGAGUCAAGCAAUAUUGAAAACUUGCCGGAUGAGGAAGAAACGGAAAACGUAUCUUCAGAAGAUGAUAACGACAUGAAUGGUUGUAAUUCUGACUCUGAAAACCGCGAGGAGAAUAUUGAAUCUGAAAUCGAUACCAUUGUUAUUCCAACACUCAAGGAAUCCGCUGUCGAAAGAAUAAAGAAUAAUAUGGAAAUUCGUCGGCAAAGCUUCUAUGAGGAAGAAGAGGAUUAUGAAGAUGAGGAGUAUGAGGAUGAAGAAUAUCUGGAUGAAGAAGAAGCUGAGGAGGAGGAGGAAGAGCAAGAAAAAGUUAAAGAUCAAGAAGAUGAGCUCGAUGAGACUGAAAAGAACAAUGUUGUUGAUAACGUAGAAGUCGAAGAAGCUGAGGAGAAAGAUGAAGAAGAAGCAUCUGAUGGCGCUUUCGAAGGUGAAAAUGACGAAGAAAACGAUGAAGAAAGCGCUGUUGAAGACGAGGAUGAUGAUGAUUCUGUUGGCUACUUAGAUGAAAUUUUGCAAAAGCGGACGUUUUUUCGUAGUAAAAGACAAAAUUACAGAGGAGAAUAUUUGGUGGAAAAUUUCUUCGAGGCGGAAAAACGGAAUAAUCAAUAUCGUGAAGAGGAAAAUAUUGCCGACAUAUUGGAUAGUGUCUCAUUUUCUCGGGUCGAAGUCCUCAAUGGUCUUAAUGGCGAUGACGUAUGGGAUGUCAAACUGACGGUAGCGCAUUUGAUGUAUAAGAUCGAAGGCAUUGAGAAGCUUGAACGAAUUCGACGAGGCUUAGGAAUUCCCGAUUUCUACAAUGAAAAUUUUGACGGAACGGACAAAAUCGUUGACGGAAAUGACAUGUCAUCAGACUUCUCCGAACUCGUUUCCGAUGAGGCUGAAUUCGUAGUCCUUGAAUAUCUCUGGGAGCAAGAAGAGAAGAAAAGAAGACGCAAGGAGAAAUUGCAAGCUCUCAACAAUGCGAUCGUUCUUAGUUCUCAACCUAAUGUCGUUACCGUCAAGCAAGAAGUUAUUGAUCCAUCUUACUAUGAAAUUAUGGGCAUGGUCAAUAUCAAAAUGGAUUCAAAUCUGAAUUCCGUUAAAACGAAUGUUCACUUGGAUGAAAAUGAAUGUCUCGUUUCCAACGAAUUGAUUCAAAUGAGACGACAAGAACAAUCUCCAACCGUUCAUGAUUCUUCGAAAAAAACUGUUUUUGAAGAAAUGAACACUGAAAGUGAAAAUGUUGACAAGAAAUCGAGUCAUGAUGAGAAAGCUAAUAAUGAAGAUGAAUCUGAUCUUGAUUCGGAGGAAGACGAUGUAACCGUGGAAGAUUCUGACGAGGAAGGUUUGGAGGAAGACGACGAUGAAGAGGGAGAAGACAGCGAGGAAGACGACAGUGAUGCUGAAGGUGCAAAGGCUGAGACGGGUUCCAAAAGAAAACAAAAGACCGAUAAAUCAGACGUGGACGAUGAGGAAGAGAAAGAGAUUGAAGAAGGUGCCAAUGAAAGCUCAUCGCUGUCGGAAAUAUCAGAAAGUAUUCAUUCUGGAGAAGCUGUUGAGUCUAAUGAAUCUUUUUCGAGUAGUGAAAAACUGGAAGCAAAUUUGGAGGAUUUUAAUGAAGAUGAAGAAGAAAAGAAAUUGGCAAAGCUUCUCCUCCAUCGGGAUAUAUGUGCGUACUUCAAAGCGAUCAUUGAAAAUGGCACAUCUCGUAAUGAAAUUUUAUAUUUAUUGAAUCGAGAUUACAAUACUCUCGCUUUGAAAGAAAUUGCUCAACGUGGAGAAAAUCCAGUCAUUCAAUCGGAUAUUCUUGAGCAUUCACCUAAGCCAGCAAGGCGCGACGAAGGUGAUGGACGUCUAUCCCCCGAAACCAUUAUGGGGAAUGAAGAAGAGGCAGAAAUUGAUGUGUUUUUGAAAGAUGCGAAUAUUUUUUGUCCCGAAAAAAAAUUAAGAGAAUGGACCACGAUAAUGAAAGAAAAUUGGAAAGAUGUGGCUGAAAAAGAGCGGAAAAUGCAGAAAAAGGAUCAGGAAAAGUUUGAGAAGGAAAAAGCCGAAGAGGAAAAGAAGCACAUGAUGGACCAGAUUUCGAAGUUGAUGAUUCCGGGAAUGGUCUUACCAGGAACUGAACUCGGGUCGAUCAAAGUCGCGAAUUCAUCUAACGACAGAGAACCUUCAAUUUCGCCUGUAACACUAGAUAUUGUUAAAAGCAUUAUUGAUGCUGCUACAUAUCAAGUGGCGAAGCAGAUUGAUGAAUGCUCUUCAACAGAAAUAAACACAGGACAUCCCAGCAAUAAUCUGCGAAACGCUCAAACGGAUAAUGCUGCGGAAAUUGUUCCAAAUUUUGUGGGAACAUCAGAGGCCGAUGGUAGCAAAUCUGAUGUUGAGAAAGAAGUGGUGCGAAACAUGGACAACUCGACAAGACCAUUUCCCAUACUCGUAAAACCGACACCUCUGCAUCCAAAUUCAGUAGCUAUAGGAGAAGCAAAGGAUCCUUCAAAACAAAUUCUUACCGUUUCGUCAAAUUCAAAGGACGCUGAUAAAGAAAGCGACCAAUUGAUUAACGACAAAGAGAAUGUUGGAAUAGCACGAGAAAAGAAAAUCAAUGAAAAAGAUGAAGAUCAAAUUGAGAAUAAUGACGAAGAAGACGAUGACGAGGAAUCCGAUGAAGAUUUUUAUUAUAGUGAUCGAGACAGCGAAGAUGAAUAUUUUUCCCCGAUAACAUAUUCCAGCGACAGCUGCGAUGAUGACGAUGAAGAACUGAAGCUUGAUACAGAAGAAUUGCCUUCUCUUCCAAAAAUUCCGGAUAGUUUAAUGCAGCGGUAUAAAUGCAUGAAACUUGAAAAAGAAAAGAAAAAAUAUCGUGAUAAACAAUGGGGUGAGAAAUUAUCAACUCUGCGGCAUCGUAGACAAGUCAAGAAACGGCCGGUAUUCGUUGAGCCUCACCUGCCCGCUAAGAUCAUGGCAGGAACGCCAUCAAAUGCGGGACGACCAAAAAAGAUACUCAAGAAUCAGAAUGUGCAAAUGGCAAUAGUACAACCUCCAUUACCAUUGCAUCAACUGCAAUUUCAAAUGAAUCCUCCAACGAAGAUCACCGCCGUGCCAAACUUUGCCGUCUACAAUCAUCAUUCAAAUCCUCAUCAUAAUCCGUACCCCAGCCCUCAUCUUGCCAAUCCGAGCCAACCUUCUGCUCAAAUUCUUCAACAAUAUCAGAUGAAACCACAACAGCUACUUCUUCGUCAGUAUCCUCCGGAACAACAUGAUCAGAUUCUUCUGCAAUUACAAGCACAGGCUCAUGCUGCGGCAGCUUCUGCUAUCGUUGCUUCUUCGAAUCCUCUCCAACCACAGAUGCAAAAUCCGAUAGCAAGAUCUCCAUCUGUGUAUCCAGGAAUGCCCCGCCCUACUGGAUUGGAGAUGCAUCCAUCUAUACCAUUCAACAAUGUUAUUGGACAGUCACCUCCACAGCAUUUGUCUCACCCUCAUAUGUUCCAUCCAAAUCAAAACCCGAACUUCGUGCAACAGCAAAUGUUCCAUCAUCCAUUCGCUGGCGGGUUCCAACAAAUUCCACAACCAUAUUUGACGGGAAUGCCUCCAUAUGGAUAUGGUCAAACACCUCCGCAUUUGAUGCCUGGCGCAGUUCCGUGGCAACAGCAAAUAAACAACUCAUUCAAGAUGCCGCAGAUGCCAAUGAUGAAUCCGCCAAUGACACCCGGAAUGCCGUCGCCCCUUCCAACUAUUGUUCCUCAGCCAACAAUUCAUCCUCCAUCAAUUGCAACCCCAGCCUUCCAAGCAACCGUCUCAAACUCAACACCUCAAGGUCAUGUGAUUGCCGCAACUCCAAAACCACUUCCGCAGGCAACACCACAAAAAGUGCCACCGCCACAACCGAUGUUCACGAUUCCGCCGCAUUCAAUUACCCAAAACCCUAAAAUCAAUUCAGAGAAAAAAAUAUUGCUUGAAUUUCCGCUGGAACGGUCUCAAAGUGUCGCUGGUCGACAAAUGGAAACAAACAAAUUGAAUGAAAAUCAGGCGGAGGUUGAACUCGAAUUGUGGCCAACCAAUGGAUUCCGAAUGAAACGAAGAGCUGCCGGUGUGCCCGCUGAAGCAGUGUUUUGUGGCGUUGGAGGAAAUGCAACAUUCUUCCAUGUUUCGCGACUACUUCUUUCGAGAUUUUCUGGGCAAAUGGCUCAAGAUAUUGGGGCAUUUUGGGUCUUUAGAAAAGAAGACCGCCAAUUGAAGAAAUUCGCCCUUGCAAAUACCCUCAACGAUGCGCAAGCCUUCGUUGGAACACAACAUUUGAUCAUAUUUUAUGAUGAAAUCUGCAAACAUACCGAGACGGGAUUCGACUAUAUUGUCAACCCAGAAUAUGUGGAAUGUGAAAAGUCUACCAAUUCAUUAUAA
Molecule: messenger RNA, 6513 nt
Organism: Caenorhabditis bovis
Lineage: Eukaryota; Metazoa; Nematoda; Chromadorea; Rhabditida; Rhabditidae
Source: the annotation of a GenBank genome assembly